AUGGACUUAGUGACCGUCAAGCUAAUCCUGGUGCUCUCCGAGCGAUGGAACGUUCCCGCACGUCAUGGGGAUGUUCCGAACGCCUACGUUAAGGCAGAAAAGGAGGAGCAACUGGAUAUCUUCAUGAAGGUUCCAAAAGGCAUGCAAAUCACUAAGGAGGAACUUCAAGGUUUCGGUGUGGAAUCUCCUGGUGAGGUCGCGCUGCUGUUAAAGAAAUCAUUGUGCGGAUUAAAGCAAGCGGGACGACUCUGGAGCAAGCUCUUACACUCCAAGCUGACCGAGAAUGGCUACAGGCAGUGCACGACGGACAUGUGUCCAUACUACAAGCACCAAGGUCAAAAAUGGAGCUUCGUCGGAGUAUACGUGGACGAUCUUCUGGUCACGGGAACCAAGCAGUGCGCGGUUGACAAGUCUUUUGCGGGCAUGGAGACACUGUCGAUCAAGGAUCUCGGCGUCGUUCAGAAGUUUCUGGGACUCAGGAUCGCUUUGGAUGACACUCAAGAAUACAUUCUGGACCAAGAGAUUAUGAUCGACGUGUUGCUCAGGGAUUUCUAG
Molecule: messenger RNA, 555 nt
Organism: Peronospora matthiolae
Lineage: Eukaryota; Oomycota; Peronosporomycetes; Peronosporales; Peronosporaceae
Source: the annotation of a GenBank genome assembly